Neocloeon triangulifer is the source of this 4134-nucleotide messenger RNA. RefSeq names its product RNA-binding protein 26 (gene swm). Lineage: Eukaryota; Metazoa; Arthropoda; Insecta; Ephemeroptera; Baetidae. Gene Ontology annotation, biological process: mRNA processing. The transcript is spliced from 15 exons. Gene Ontology annotation, cellular component: nucleus. Gene Ontology annotation, molecular function: metal ion binding; RNA binding. The record is from RefSeq and is a predicted model, not a curated record. Bases 284 to 3193 code for a protein of 969 amino acids.
UCUCCGGCGUCGCUGAAGAGAAGAUUAUAUCGGAUUGCAAAUGGUUGGUGUUGUUUUUUUCCAUAUGACGAAAAUGACUUCUUUUCGGGCGAAUUUCUCGUGAACCGCUCGGAUUCGGGUGCCGAAAGAACGCUCCGUUUCGUCCGGACUGAUCCGCGUCGGCUGCCGAACGCCUAAAUCGUCGCGGCCUAAUUUUCCGCCCGCCCGACCCCACCGUGCGUGGUUCACUUUCACCCGAAGGACUCUGGCAAUUUCCAAAUUCCACCCUCGGAAGGAAGGAAACAUGCUGGUGGAGAAUCCGGACGCGCUCAAGUCGUGGCUGACGGAAAAGCUGAAGCCGCUAUGUGAUGCAGACCCUGUGGCGCUGGCCAAGUACGUCCUCGCCCUGGUCAAAAAGGAAAAGCCCCUUCCGCAGCUGCAGGCCAACAUGGAGAACUCGCUCGACGUGUUCCUGCAAAAGGAAACCAAGUCUUUUGUAAAGUCUCUGCUGGAGGCCCUUCAGGACAAGAGUUACAUCGGCGAGGCCAAGGAGGAAGAUGAGGAGGAGGAAAUGCUGUCGGACAGCAGGGUCGCUUCUCCCGUCAGGGUGGAGGAAGUUCCUGCUUUGGAGGAACCAAAGCCAUUGCUCUCGAUAAAGAUAAAAGAGGAGAAGUUGGAGGUCGAAAGGCCAAAGGAGCAGGUUGUCGAGGUCAAAAAGGAGCGCGUCGAGUUGAACGACCGGUCGGACCGGGACCGCAAAAGACCUUCGGAGAGGCCGUCAAGGAGGAACAGGCACCGCUCACCAUCCCCCACUUCCAGGAGGUCGAGGUCUCGCUCGAGGUCGUGGGAGGGUCGGCGGAGGUCGCGCAGCAGAGAGCGUGCGAGGAGGGGCAGGGACAGGAAAGCCUCCCCUCGCAGAAGGGACUCCAGCAGGGACAGAAGAAGUUGGUCAAAGUCUCCGGUUCGCAACCGGUCGCAUUCGCCGCCCGUGGGCAAGCACCGCGGCCGCAACUACCGUUCUAAGUCAAAGUCGCCGCUGGCCAUGGUGAAGAAGUCGGAGCCCAACUCGGGCGCCAACACGCCCACCCAAGACUCAAACCACGGCGACGUAGACAUGCGGCUGACAACCUCCUCGCAGAGCAUUCAGUCCGUGGUGGUGACCCCCACCAAAAAACUGGCCUCCGUCGUGGCCGCCGCCCCCCAGGCCGCCUCCGCCGCCCCCACUGUGUACAAGACGAGAUGCAGAGACUUUGAUGAGCAGGGAUACUGCAUGCGGGGCGACCUUUGCCAGUUUGACCACGGCGCUGACCCUGUGAUCGUGGACAACAUGCCCGGCCUGUCGUACACACCUCAAGGUACAGCCCCUGCCAAUUUUGUUGCGCUCAGACCUCAAGCGGGGCGUGGCUUGGCCGAACAGCCGCCUGCACCUCUUGCCCCGCCCGAGUACAAUCCUGAUGCCCCAGGCAUGCCUUGGUUCAGACCUCCCUUCAGAGGUCGUGGUGGUGCUGGGCGAGGGUCCGUCCUUCGGGCCCCUUUCAUUCCUCCUCAGAGGGAACUGAUAAGUGUGCCAGUCACCGACAACGCGUCGGCCAAGACUGUUUUUGAGCCUAGUGAGUCUACUUCGUACGAAACCGACCUUUCUGAGACGGGUCCUCCGCCUUCCAAGAAACUGCACCUGGCCGGCCAACAGUUUGACUAUAAACGGCUGGGCCCGCGCAAGCACUUCCCUGCCAACUGCUCGCUGGAGCUGAAGAAAGUGCCCAGAGGCCUCAACAACAUUACUCAUCUCAAUGACCACUUUGCCAAGUUUGGCAAAAUCGUCAACAUCCAGGUGUGCUUCGAGGGCGACCCUGAGGCUGCCAUCGUCACCUUCUCGACCCACGCCGAAGCCAACGCGGCCAUCAAGAGUACCGAGGCUGUUCUCAACAACAGGUUCAUCAAGAUGUUCUGGCACGGCAAGAAGCAGGCUGGAUUCGAGAGCAAGCACGAAAAUGUUCCUCCCGUGACUCGGAUGAGCGUGCGAGACAGGCUCGGCGUGCCCUCAAACAAAGUGCUGAACCUGAUCCAGCAGAAGGCCAAGUCAGAGGUCGAGGUCAACGCGAACGCGGCCGGCAACGACAAGCCUGAUUCGAACAGGAACGUUUACAUCCCGACGGCCAAAAAGGUGGACCCAGCCCUGCAGGAGAACAGCAAGGCCCUGGCGGCGGCCGCCAUAAUCAAGAACCAGGAGAUCAUGCUGGCCAAGGAGACGCUCAAGAAGAAGCAGGAGGAGAAGCGAAAGGAGGCGCUGAAGAUGACGGCGAACCUGCGCAAGCGGAAACAGGAGUUGCUGGAGAUGCAGCUGACGCAGCAGAAGGUCCUGAUCGAGCGGCUCGAGAAGGCCAGGAGUGCCAUGAAGCCGGCCGAGCAGAAGGAGCUGCUCGAGACAAUCAAAAGCUUGCAGGAGAGCAUUGAGACGAUUAGGAAGGACCUUGCGCCUCAUUCGGUCACUGCGGCCGCCGCGAUUCCUGCGCCAAAGCCCAAACCUGUGCCACAAGCUCGCAAGACCAAGGAGGAGGUGCAAAAGGAGAUAUUGGAUGCGGAACUGGAUCUGAUCACGCACCAGCAGGAGGGCAAGGACAGCCUGGAGCUGAAGCAGAAGGUGGCCGAGCUGAAGAAGGAGGCGAGCACCCUGAGCCUGCUCAAGCCCGUCGUCGCCGCCCCCGUGCCCAUCCGCAGAGGCGGCCUCAGGGGCAGGGGGCGUGGCAGAGGCCUCUACAGGGGUCGAGGCGCGCGUGGUGCCAUGCGAGGUGGGCUGACCCGGCUGGACCACCGGCCGACCAAGCUGCUGGUGUCGGGUCACGAGAGUGACGAGUGGGAGGAGGUCGUGGCCCACUUUACUCAAUUUGGAGAAAUCAAGGAGUCGGUGCCGGACCACCAGACGCCGGCCCUCGAGCUCACCUUCCGCACCCGCAAGGACGCCGAAGUGGCCUUGGUGCAGGGCAAGCAGUUCAAGGACCGCACCCUGAGUGUCACUUGGGUCGCCCAGGUCGCUCCACAGGCGGCGGCGGCUCCGACGGAAAUUGCCACUGCAGAAGUCGAGGACGACGGACAAAACCAGGAGAACGAGAAAGUCACCGAAGGAGAUCUAGAAGUCGAGGCCUCGCUGGAACUAGACGAGGAAGAGUUGGACGCGGAGGAGGAGGACGAGGAGGAGCGCAGCUGGCGCCGAUAGCAAUGAUUGAUUUUGUGUGCAGCAACAAGUCUCAAGAAUCGUAGCGGUUUUUUCUUUUCGUUGUCAUUUUGCAAUGUUUGUAUAGCAUUGAGUUAUCUGCGGCAGUCCUGGUGACAAAUGUUCAUAUUUGUUGCAAUCUCUCUCAGAGCUGCAUUCUGCCGUGAAUAAUACACAAUAUUUUUAACGAUAGGCGAUCAUCGUUUGUACCUAUUUUGUAUUCGAUUAUGAUGAGAUCAAUGCAGCAGCAAAUUAUAUACAUAAUUAAAAUAUAUCAGAAAAAAAGAAAAGAAAUAAUGAAUCAACUAUUGAAUAAAUUCAGUGUGCAAGUACCUUGCAAGUAUUGAAUUACUUUAAAAACCGGCUUUUCAUUUUGUUGAACCCAAAGGCCACGCAUCAGCUCUAUUAUGUUGGCCAAAAAAAAAGAUGUCUUCCGCCAGAGCCAUAAGGCCCCAUGGCUCUGACGGCAGCCGUGUACCAACAUAAUUUUGGGAUGCGCAGCCUUUGGUUGAACCAAAAAAAUGGCAGUUUUAAAAACCUUGUUUAUUCACAUCCACCUCGAAUCUCACAUUUUUCGCUACUCAAUAACGAUAGAACAAUAGGCACUGCACAAUGUAAAUGCUCAGAGCAAGAAUGAAAAUACUGAAACAAUCAAUCAAUGACUAAUAUUGUCCCAUCUAGGGACCAGAGCAGUAACAACGAAGAAUUAAAGAAAUUGAGUAAAACUUGGGUGUAAAAAAUCUAUCUCAUGCGUUCGCCACAGCCUUGAGCAGUUCCUCGUAGAUUUUGAUGCCGUGCAGGAAAACCUUCUCGUUCAAGAAUUCGUCGUGGUCGUGCAAAAGCACCGGCGUGUUCACGAUCGGAGAGAAGCCCAGGGCGGGAAUUCCCACCUCCCUCACAUACCGACUGUCCGUUCCUCCGGGGAAUAUUGACGGCUUCAAUUU